Symbiodinium necroappetens is the source of this 2253-nucleotide messenger RNA. NCBI's taxonomy places the organism in Eukaryota, Dinophyceae, Suessiales, Symbiodiniaceae. The record is from the annotation of a GenBank genome assembly.
AUGGCUGCUGCAGUGCCCUUGGCUGCCUACGGCCAGGGUCGUCGCCUCUGGGCAGCUUCGCGCCCACUGCUUUGCCGCGGUUGGGGCAUGGGGCUGCUGGCUUUUGGAGCCAACAUCUCGUUCACAGCCGCGCUGGUCUUGACGACUGCGAGCUCUGCGAUGACUCUGGAGCAGCUGACGCCCGUCUUCAUCGCAGGACUCUCCUUCUUCUGCCUGCGCGAGAGGUAUCGGCCCUGCCAGCUCUUUUGGCUGGUGGUGGCCAUCGCAGGCUCUGUGGUCACAGCGCGGAGUGAUCUGAAGGAGUGUCAUAGCGGAGCUUGUGACGGCUCGCAGCCUUUGCUGGGCGACUUGCUGGUCGUGGUCACUUGCAUCACAGCCGCCCUUUACAUGGUGCUCUUUAAGCUCAUCUUUGCCCACGGCUGUGAUUGGCAGACCUUCUUUACAUACUUCAUGGUCAAGGGCAUGGCCGUUGCCGUGGUCGGAGGCCUUGGUCUACUGUUCCUGCCAAGCUCGCAGCUUGGGCUUCCCAAAGGUGCGAAAGGCUGGUAUUACUUGUCCCUCAAUAUGAUCUUAAACAUUUGCUUUAACCUGUCGCUUGCCUGGGGUAUGUUAGUCGUCAGCCCCCUUGCCUGUCGACUCUUCGUAUUGCUGGGCCUCCCACUGUCGCUGCUUCUGGACUCCGCUCUCGGGAUCGCCAUCGUUUUCCAGCGAGUGCUCGGGGUCUUUCUGGUCACCUUGGGUGUUGCCGGCUUCGAGGCGGCCACGGGCGCGAAGUCCGAGCGCAGCGAGCGCGGCGAGCGAGGGGACCUUGAGAUCGAAAACGUGUCGGAUGCUCGGGACGAGGCCGAGGCCGAGUGCAUCACCAGCCCCCACAUUGCGGACAUUGCAGUGGAGGUCUCCGAGGAUACGACCUCCCAGAGUCAGGAGCCGGCUAGCUGGGGGUCGGAGACUCUUCUACUUCGCCCGGGACACCUCAUCAGAAGGCUGCAGCCGAGCGAGGACCCUCUCAGAGCAUUCGAGCAUGCACAGCGCGCCGCAGACGGCGCAGCUUGGCUGCCCGAUCCCGAGGAGAUGGCCCCGCACAUUCCUCGCGGACUCCUCCUGUUGGCCCGUCCUCAAAGCCUUGAAGAUUCGGCUGUGCCCAUGCCGACGCUUGUGGCAGUCGAGGAGGUCUGCAGGAGAUGCCCGUGGAUGCUGAAAGCGGAGGAUGGCGACAGCGACGAGGAGAAAGUCGUUUUGGACGACCGUCUUCUUCCCGCCCGGGAGCCUCGCCGGGUCGAAGUGUGCCUGAGGAAGGUGGGCCCGGAAGAUUUGCUGGGCUUCAGUAUGGAGGCGGAUGCAAUCCGGCCCGGCUGCUUGCAGAUUGUGUCCAUCUCCGAGAAGGGCCUACUUGGACGGCGCAAUGCGGCUGUGGACGCUGCGGAGCGUGCAGUGGAAGGCUCCUGGGUCGUUGAGGUGAAUGGCGUGGUGGAGAACCUGGAAGCCAUGCGCUGCGAGCUGGAGGCUGCAACCAUCUCGCUGGUCGUCCUUGUGCCCCAGCUGGAGGAGUCAGACGACUUUGGCCGGAGGAAGCCAAGCCGACCUGCUGUGAUACCGCAUGCCAAAGUCAAGGGGGAGGUGCCACUCUGCCGAUGCAACGGGUACUGCAAGUGUGGCCUUGCCGAUGCCCUGGGGCGGGCGCGCGAGGAUCAUGGGAAGUGGAACGUGGCACAGCCGGCCCUGCGCAUCAGCAAUUUGCACCCGGCUGUGACGGAAGAAAUGCUAUACAGCUUAUUUACAGAGCUGGCGCCAGUAGCCACCUUGCGUGUGGUGCGGGACACCAAGACCCUGGAGUCCGAGCUUCACGGCUUUGUGAACUUCCACACUUUCAACGACGCGCAGAACGUGCUGGAGGCGCUAGAUGGCAGGCCUUUGCAUGGGCGCAGAUGCUUUCUCAGCUGGUCCUCCCGAGCCAGGCGUGAGGAAGCAGAAGCUUGGGCACCACCACUCAGUACCAACGAAGGCGCGCGGCAUAUCCGGUCGUACCAGCUACCCGUCGCACCUGGCAAAGUUGAGCGUGAAGGCCACGGCAACACUGGCGGAGGGUGUCUUUUCGGAGCCUUUGGCACAGAUUCAGUCCCGUCCAUGGUGAACAGCAGGUGCGGGCAAAAGCACUCUCUCAGUCCUUGCUUGAAUGCGGGCCCUCAAGACCCAGUCCCAUCUGCAAAAGCAUUUUUGGGCUCAAUUUCCCAUGCACACUGGCCGGGGCAUUGA